Molecule: messenger RNA, 1995 nt
Organism: Vigna umbellata (rice bean)
Lineage: Eukaryota; Viridiplantae; Streptophyta; Magnoliopsida; Fabales; Fabaceae
Source: RefSeq, a predicted model, not a curated record
AUGCAAGCACAAANUGUGAUCAUCUUAAAUUGCAAGUACUGUGUGCAGGAUUCUUCUGGUAUUUUCUGGGACAAUGACAGUUUGGCUGGACUUUUAGCCUUAGAACUUAAAGCUGAUCUCCUUGUUUUAUUGAGUGAUGUUGAGGGCCUUUACAGUGGUCCUCCAAGUGACCCAAACUCAAAGUUGAUCCACACAUAUGUAAAGGAGAAACAUCAAGGGGAAAUUACUUUUGGAGACAAGUCAAGAUUGGGCAGAGGGGGUAUGACUGCUAAAGUUAAUGCUGCAGUUUGUGCUGCUCAUGCUGGUAUCCCUGUCAUUAUAACUAGUGGCUAUGCUACAAACAACAUCAUACGAGUACUUCAAGGGGAAAGAAUAGGUACUGUCUUUCAUAAAGAUGCUCAUUUAUGGAGCAAUAUAAAGGACGAGAGUGCACGUGAAAUGGCAGUUUCAGCACGUGAGAGUUCUAGAAGACUUCAGAUCCUCAAAUCUGAAGAAAGGAGUAAAAUAUUAUUGGCAAUUGCUGAUGCAUUGGAGAAAAAUGCAAGUGCAAUAAGUCUUGAGAAUGAAGCUGAUGUUGCUGAUGCGGUGGCCGCUGGAUAUGAAAAUUCGUUGAUAUCACGUUUAACCCUGAAGCAUGAGAAGAUCUCUAAGCUUGCAAAGUCUGUGCGAAUGUUGGCAUCUAUGGAAGAACCAAUUGGUCAAAUUUUAAAAAGAACAGAGAUAGCAGAUAAACUCAUACUGGAGAAAAUUUCAUGUCCUUUGGGAGUCCUUCUGGUUAUAUUCGAGUCUCGACCUGAUGCCCUUGUGCAGAUAGCUGCAUUGGCAAUUAGAAGUGGGAAUGGUUUACUGCUUAAAGGGGGAAAAGAAGCCCAACGAUCAAAUGCAAUCUUACACAAGGUCAUUACUUCGGUGAUUCCAAAUACUGUAGGUGACAAACUUAUUGGGCUUGUGAAUUCAAGAGAUGAAAUUCCAUACCUACUUAAGCUUGAUGAUGUGAUAGAUCUUGUGGUCCCUAGAGGCAGUAAUAAACUUGUUUCUCAAAUCAAGGAGUCAACAAAAAUUCCUGUUCUUGGACAUGCUGAUGGAAUUUGUCAUGUAUAUGUCGACAAAUCAGCUAAUAUUGAUAUGGCAAAACAGAUUAUUAGAGAUGCAAAGACUGAUUAUCCUGCAGCCUGCAAUGCAAUGGAAACUCUUCUUGUACACAAGGAUCUAUCAAAUAAUGGUGCACUUAAUGAGCUUGUCCUUGAACUCCAACGUGAAGGUGUUAAACUGUACGGUGGGCCAAGAGCUAGUGGCUUAAUAAACAUUGUUGGAACAAGCGAUUUGCAUCAUGAGUAUAGUUCACUUGCUUGCACAGUUGAAAUUGUAGAAGAUGUAUUGGAUGCCAUUAACCACAUACAUGAACAUGGAAGUGCUCAUACUGAAUGCAUUGUUACAGAAGAUUGUGAAGUUGCUGAGGCUUUCUUAAGUCAAGUUGACAGUGCUGCUGUUUUCCACAAUGCAAGUACACGAUUUUGUGAUGGAGCACGCUUUGGCCUUGGUGCAGAGGUUGGAAUUAGCACAAGUCGAAUUCAUGCACGAGGUCCUGUAGGAGUAGAGGGUUUGUUGACAAACAGAUGGAUAUUGAGAGGGAGUGGGCAUGUGGUUAAUGGAGAUCAAGGAAUCAAUUACACUUACAAGGAAUUGCCACUAGAAGCAUAACUUUGUAUUUAGAACUUAGUUCAGUUGCAAGCUAAUAUGCUCCUCAAGCAAGCAACAUCUCUGUUUUGUGGUGUUAUGAUAUGCAGAAGUGGCUGAGAUGUUGGCCAUGUAUUGGUAACUAUCACUUGAUCCUUUUUCCAGGGCAUUUUUCUUACCUGGAGCAAGUUCAUGAGAGGAAAUAAUAAUAUGAAUGUUUGUAUUAAAUUAUAUUGCUCUUUAGUGCUCUUUUAUACUAGUGAACUUGAAUAAUUAUGGAGAAGUUUUUAUUAUAGAAAUUCUAAUUUGUUUUAUGUA